This is a messenger RNA of Cotesia congregata, 2247 nucleotides long. NCBI's taxonomy places the organism in Eukaryota, Metazoa, Arthropoda, Insecta, Hymenoptera, Braconidae. The record is from the annotation of a GenBank genome assembly.
AUGGGUAAUUGUUGCUCGACAUGCUCGAAAAAAUUUCGAUCGUUAUUUCGAUUUCGAAAACGUCAACACAAUGUGUGGAUGAAUAAUUUGUGUACUAAACCCGAGUGUCUUCCGAAGCCACCGACCAGUGAUGAGAUUGGGGGAGAUUUCGAUAUUCCAAUGUUGACAAUCCUGAGAUUAGACCCGCUGACUUCCGAAAAUGGAGAAGCGCACAACACGUCGCGGUACGAAAUAAUGAACCGCAAAGAAGGCGACUCGCGACUGGUGGUCAGACGUGGACAGGAAUUUUUCCUGAGGAUUUUUCUAAAUCGAGAUUACGACCCAGAAAUCGAUGGAGUGUCGAUCGUGUUCACGCUUGAUGGGAUUAAAAAGCCGAAUUACGGGCAUGGGACUUUUAUGGUUACACCUUUGCUGAGUCCCGGAGAAGAGUCCGAAGACGCAUGGCACGCAACUUUAUUCGCCAAGGAAACUCAGGCCAUUGUGAUAAAAGUAUCUUCACCAGCAGAUGCGCCAGUCGGCAAAUGGAAAAUGGAAAUAGACACGAAGCACAAAAUUUCCGGUGGUGCAAUAAGUUUCAAUGUCAACGAACCGUUUUAUUUAUUAUUUAAUCCGUGGUGUCCAGAGGACGUAGUUUUUAUAGACGACGAAGCUAAGCGUCAUGAAUACGUUUUAUUAGACACCGGUUUAAUUUGGCGUGGAAACAAAAACACAAUAAGCGCAUCGCCAUGGAACUUUGGACAGUUUGAACGUGAUAUACUGGACUGCGCUUUAUAUUUAAUGUCCGAUAUAGGAUCUGUUAGAGCGUCGUCACGUAACGACCCGGUUGUAAUAUCGCGAGUACUUACAGCGGCAGUUAAUUCCAAUGAUGACAAUGGCGCUCUGAUGGGCAAUUGGUCGGGCGAUUACAGCGGAGGAACAUCACCGACCAAGUGGCUAGGCUCCGUUAAAAUUCUCCAGGAGUUCUACAAAACCAAAAAGCCAGUCAAAUAUGGCCAGUGUUGGGUCUUCGCUGGUGUCCUUGCUACUGUUUGUAAAACUUUGGGUCUGCCGUCUAGGGUUGUCACCAAUUUCUCCAGUGCCCAUGAUACCCAAGGUAGUCGCACUGUCGAUUAUUUUGUUGAUGAAAAGGGAAAUAUUAUGGAAGAGCUGACUACUGAUUCCGUCUGGAUGCAAAGAAAAGAUCUUGGGUCGGAUUGUGAUGGUUGGCAGGCAAUUGAUUCAACUCCGCAAGAAGAAAGUGAAGGUUCUUUCCGUUGUGGGCCGACUUCGGUCGCCGCGAUUAAAAAUGGUGAAGUUAUGCGACCUUAUGAUGGAGGCUUUUUGUUCGCUGAGGUGAAUGCUGAUAAGGUUUAUUGGAAGUACAAUGGACCUACCCAACCCUUGAAAUUAGUGUCUAAGGAUACUCAAGGAAUCGGCCAAUACAUAAGUACCAAAGCAGUCGGAAUAUGGGGUCGCGAAGAUCUCACCCAGGACUAUAAAUACCCCGAAACUUCGAAUAAGGAACGAGAAGCCAUGUUAAAAGCUCUGCAACAGAGCGAGUCUAUAUUCAGUCGCUACUAUCUUAAUGAGCAGUUCAACGAUAUUAUUUUCGAUUUUAAGCUUAUCGAUAAUGUUCUCGUUGGAGAUCCUUUCAGUGUGGUACUAGUGAUGAAGAAUCGCAGCAAAGAAAACAAAUACCGUGUCUCGGUGAUCCUGAGAGUAGACGUCGUUCUAUACACGGGAAAAGUUGGUGGUCCGGUGAAAACUUUUGAAAUAGAUCGAAUUAUUAAGCCAGGUGCUUUUGAAACAGUCAAGCUUGAUGUAUCAUGGGAAGAAUAUGGUCCAAGAAUGCUAGACCAGUCUGCUUUUAAUAUCGCUUGUUUGGCAAAUGUCAAGGACACUAAUUUUGAGUACUAUGCUCAAGAUGACUUCCGUGUUGUUAAACCUAUUAUUGAUGUUGACAGACAAUCGGAAGCCGUGGUAGAUUACCCGCUAGAAGCGACGGCAAGUUUUAUCAACCCUCUACCAAUUCCGCUAACAAACGGAAAGUUCUUGAUCACAGGUCCUGGUUUGGACACUCAAUUAAAAAUCAGAGUAAAUAAGGAUAUUUUGCCUGGAGAAAAAGCCAGUUGCAAAUUUUCAAUGACGCCAAAGUUUGCUGGACGCAGUACAAUUGUUGCUAAAUUUUAUUCUAAGGAACUUGAUGAUGUUGAUGGAUUUGUUAAUUUUAUGGUAUUAGCUGUCCCUGUGACUAAUGGAUACCAUUGA